AUGGCGCCUGUCAAAGGGAAAUUAUAUCAGCGGUUGCUGUUCUUGGUCGUUUUUCUUCCAAUCUCAGGUGUUUUAUGCUUUAGUGAGUUAUUUUUCAUCAAGGAGCCCCAUGAUGUCACCGCCAUGCGGAAAGAAGCUGUUAUUUUGGACUGUCAGGCACAUGGAGAGUCACCCAUCGACGUCAGGUGGCUCAAAAAUGGAGUAAAAGUGUUGGAGAACGACCGGGUGUACCGGCUCUCCAAUGGCUCCCUUUUUAUUUCGGAAGUGGAGAGCAGGAGAGGAGACAAAUCAGAUGAAGGGCUCUAUCAGUGCCUUGCUCAGAACACAUAUGGCGCAAUCCUGAGCCAGAAAGCCCGUCUAACAAUCGCAAGUAUCUCAGCUUUUACAAUCCAGCCGACGUCCAUCGCGGUGACUGAAGGCUCAGUCGCCAGGUUUGCCUGCAAAAUCAGUGCCCACCCUCCUUCCAUCAUCACUUGGGAGUUCAAUCGGGUCUCGUUACCCCUUGCCACAGAGAGAAUCACCGUCCUGCCCAGUGGUGUGCUUCAGAUCCACGGGAUGCAGCGGAAAGAUGCUGGAAACUAUCGGUGUAUCGCCACCAACAUCGCCAGCCGCCGCAGAAGCAUAGAGGCCUCCCUCACUGUCACCCCAGCCCCCAGGCCCCCGCUUCCCCAGAGGCCGCGCAUUAUCGUCGGGCCACAGAACAUUUCAGUGUCGCUGCACCAGAAUGCCAUCCUGGAGUGCAUGGCCACAGGCAAUCCCCGACCCAUCCUCUCCUGGAGCCGAGCGGACAGCAAGUCUAUUGACGUUUACAGCACCAAAGUGUUGGGAAAUGGCAACCUCAUCAUCACCGACAUCAAGCCCCAACAUGGAGGCGUCUAUAUGUGCAGAGCCACCACUCCUGGCACGCGAAACUUCACAGUCUCUUCAGCCAACAUCACCGUGUUAGCACCCCCUUCCUUGGUUGAGUGGCCGGAGAGCCUGACCCGUCCACGAGCCGGCACCGCCCGCUUCGUGUGUCAAGCUGAAGGAGUUCCAACGCCUCAAAUCACUUGGUUCAAGAACGGAGAGAAAGUUCACUCUAAUGGUCGAGUCAAGAUGUACAACAGCAAACUGGUCAUCAACCAGAUCAUCCCUGAGGACGAUGCCAUCUAUCAGUGCCAGGCAGAGAACGAGCAGGGGUCGGUCCUCUCCAUGGCCAGGCUCAUCGUGGUGAUGUCUGAAGAUCGGCCCAGUGCUCCCAGGAAUAUCCGAGCUGACACCGUGUCGAGCUCCGCGAUCCUUCUGGCGUGGGACAGGCCUCAGUUCAACGCAGAUAAAGUUAUUGCUUACUCAGUGCACUACAUGAAGGCUGAAGGACUAAACAACGAGGAAUAUCAAGUUGUGAUUGGAAACGAUACAACUCGCUACAUUAUUGAUGACCUGGAGCCGGCUCGCAACUACACUUUCUACGUGGUGGCCUACAUGCCCAUGGGAGCCAGCCGCAUGUCGGACAACGUGUUCCAGCACACACUCGAGGACGUUCCCCUCCGUGCUCCUGAGCUCAGCCUCACCAGCCGCAGUCCCAUGGACAUCCAGGUGUCUUGGCAGCCGCUUCCAGACAAGCUGAGUCGUGGCCGAGUCUCCGCCUACCGUUUGUCCUACCGCACCAGUGCUGAGAGCACGGUGUCACAGCUGGAGCUACCUGGAGAGAAGACGCAGCACCUCCUGGAGAACCUGCAGUCCGACACCAUCUACCUGCUGCGAAUCGUUGCUGCCACCAGCAUCGGGUGGGGGGAGCAGUCCGCCUGGACGUCUCACCGCACUCCGAAGCUAUCGAGUGCUCGAGUUCCCAUGGCUCCUGAGCUGCAUUUAGAGCCUUUAAACUGCACCACUAUCUUGGCGCGCUGGCAGCUGUCUCCCAGGAACUCAGCUAGUGUUCAAGGCUACAAGCUCUUCUACCACGAGGAGAGCCAGUCAGAGAGGGCGCCGCUUCAGCUUCGCGCCUUGGAUAAUACUUACACCAUCGGAGGCCUUGACCCAAGGAAGAAGUACCAUGUGAAGCUUCUGGCUUAUAAUUUUGUCGGAGAAGGCUACCAGGCUGACCAGACUGUCAGCACCACUGGAUGUGUCUCUGUCAGAGAUCGCCUGGUGCCUCCUCCACCUCCUCCACACAACGUCUACAUCAAGAGCAACAGCUCCAGCUCGGUGUUUCUGCGCUGGGGUCGACCAGCCUUCACCUCCAGCCAAACCAUCAACUACACCGUGCGCUGCAACCCAGUAGGCCUGCAGAACGCCUCGCUGGUGCUCUACCUGCAGACGAAUGAGCAGAACCUCCUGGUGAGGGAUCUGGAGCCCAACACCAAGUAUGAAUUUGCCAUCCGCCUCCACAUUGACCAGCUGUCCAGCCCCUGGAGCCCUGUGGUCUAUCAGAGCACUUUACCUGACGCUCCAACUCUGCCUCCUUCCAACGUGAAAGUGACUCUGAUAGAAGAGGACACGGCGCUGGUUUCAUGGAAAAACCCAGAUGAACCCAAUGUAGCUGUGACACAUUACACCAUCCUGUACGCCUCCAGAAACGCCUGGUUAGCUGGGGAAUGGCAAGUGCUGCAGAGAGAAGGAACCAUCACCAUGGCCCUGCUGGAGAAAUUGAAGCCUGGUCAGAUUUACUUUGUGAAAGUUUCUGCCUCCAACAACAUGGGCGAUGGUCCGUUCUCUCAGACUGUGGAGCUGAAGGUCCUGGCAGAUCUGUCCUCGGGUCACGAUCCCCGGCUCUCUCAUGGCAACACACACUCCACAGCCUUUUCUGAUGGUUUCUACCACCUGGACCAAAAGUCAAUGACAGGAAUCACUGUGGGAGUCUGCAUCGCUCUCAUCUGCAUCAUCAUCUGUGCCUUCAUCAUCGUCUGCAGAGGCAAAAACAGGAAAUUCUCAGCAUUUAAAGCGUACAGAGAAGGAGCGGGCACAUCUGCCACAGCUGCAGGACAGCUGGGCUCUGAGGGACAAACAGAGAGCGCUGAUGUGAGCGUGCCGAUGCUGAGCCCAAACCACUUCAUCGAUGCCAAGGGUGGAACAAAUCUCAUUAUCAAUUCUCUCGGCCCUGUUCAGCCAAGCACUGAGAAGAAAGAGAAAUGGUUUUCCUUCAGCAGUAAUGCGAAAAAGGACAGUAAAGCACUGCAGAUUGUGAGACCCGCCUCCUACCAGCCCGGCUCCACCGUGCUGACCUAUGAAGAGGAGCUGAACCUGUCUCCAGAUCAGCCCGACGCCAUGCAGGCAAUGCGCUGGUCGCCCGGGGACUCGGAGGGCUCCUCCAGCAGCGAGGGCAGCCACGCAACCGGCGACUCGGGCCGUUACUCUCAUGACGAGACGGAGAUGACCAACCUCUCGUCUGGGGCCAGCAGCAGCCGCCCGUCUCUGUCCGCGGAGGACAGCGGAGGCUCGGACUGCAGCGCAAAAGAGUCAGGCGAUGUGGUGGAGGAAAGUCUGCCUGACCUGAAGUUAAUGGAGUCUGUCGACAAUGGCUGCUGUCACCAUGAAGCAAAAAACAGCUCUCAGGAUGCACUUUCUCUCCAGGUGCCUGAGUGUGUGUGA
Molecule: messenger RNA, 3567 nt
Organism: Trematomus bernacchii (emerald rockcod)
Lineage: Eukaryota; Metazoa; Chordata; Actinopteri; Perciformes; Nototheniidae
Gene: prtga
Product: protogenin homolog a (Gallus gallus)
Exons: 19
Coding region: 1-3567 (1188 amino acids)
Biological process (GO): cell-cell adhesion; axon guidance
Cellular component (GO): plasma membrane; axon
Molecular function (GO): protein binding
Source: RefSeq, a predicted model, not a curated record